AGAGGCCGGCGCGGAGGGCCCGGGCGCUCGGCCUUCCGCGGCCAUCGAUGCUCCGGGGAUCGUGGCGUCGGGCCUGGCGGGCUCCGCCGUAGAGACGCGGACGCGGCGGCCGGAGCGGAGGGCCGCGCAGCGGGCGGGGGUGGCCGCGGACCGCCCGGGCAGAAUGUCACGAUGGAGGAGGGGGGCACGCCCCUGCUCCCCGACUGCCUCAUCUACCAGAUAUUCCUGAACUUGGGCCCCGCCGACGUGCUAGCUGCCGGGCUGGUGUGCCGCCAAUGGCAGGCUGUGUCUAGGGAUGAGUUCCUGUGGAGAGAGCAGUUCUACCGCUACUACCAGGUGGCCAGAGAUGUGCCCCGACACCCAGCGGCCACGUCCUGGUAUGAGGAGUUCCGGCGGCUCUAUGACAUGGUGCCCUGUGUGGAGGUGCAGACGCUGAGGGAGCACUCCGACCAGGUCCUGCACCUCAGCUUCUCCCACUCGGGCUACCAGUUUGCUUCCUGCUCCAAGGACUGCACUGUGAAGAUCUGGAACAACGACCUGAACAUCUCGCUGCUGCACAGCGCGGACAUGCGGCCCUACAACUGGAGCUACACCCAGUUCUCCCAGUUCAACCAGGAUGACUCGCUGCUGCUGGCCUCUGGGGUGUUCCUGGGGCCGCACAACUCCUCAUCCGGCGAGAUUGCUGUCAUCAGCCUAGACUCCUUCGCGUUGCUGUCCCGGGUGCGCAACAAGCCCUACGACGUGUUUGGCUGCUGGCUCACGGAAACCAGCCUCAUCUCCGGGAACCUGCACCGCAUCGGGGACAUCACCUCCUGCUCGGUGCUGUGGCUGAACCACGCCUUCCAGGACGUGGAGUCGGAGAACGUCAACGUGGUGAAGCGGCUCUUCAAGAUCCAGAACCUCAACGCCAGCACCAUCCGCACAGUGAUGGUGGCCGACUGCAGCAGGUUCGACAGCCCGGACCUCCUGCUGGACGCUGGGGACCCUGCUGCGCCCCCCUGCUGCCGCGUCUUUGACCUGGGCAGCGACAGUGAGGACGAGGUGGCUGGCCGGGCCCCUGCCCACACCAAGGAGGGCUUGCAGCGAUUCCUGGACCGUAUGUUGGACGGGCGCACGCAGCCGCAGCUAUCGGAGCGCGUGCUGGAGACCAGAGUGGCUAAGCUGCUGGCCCAGGGCCACACCAAGCCGCCUGAGCGCGGCGCCGCCAGCACCAAGAACAAGUACCUCAUCUUCACCACAGGCUGCCUCACCUACUCCCCACAUCAGAUCGGCAUCAAGCAGAUCCUGCCGCACCAGAUGACCACGGCCGGGCCUGUGCUGGGCGAGGGGCGGGGCUCUGACGCCUUCUUUGAUGCACUGGACCACGUCAUCGACGUGCACGGCCACAUCAUCGGCAUGGGCCUGUCGCCCGACAACAGGUACCUGUACGUGAACAGCCGCGCCUGGCCCAGUGGUGCAGUGGUGGCCGACCCCAUGCAGCCACCACCCAUCGCGGAGGAGAUCGACCUGCUGGUGUUUGACCUCAAGACCAUGCGGGAGGUGAGGCGGGCCCUGCGAGCACACCGCGCCUACACGCCCAACGACGAGUGCUUCUUCAUCUUCCUUGACGUCAGCAGGGACUUCGUGGCCAGCGGGGCUGAGGACCGGCAUGGCUACAUCUGGGACCGCCACUACAACAUCUGCCUGGCCAAGCUGCGGCACGAGGACGUGGUCAACUCGGUGGCCUUCAGUCCCCAGGAGCAGGAGCUCCUGCUGACGGCCAGCGACGAUGCCACCAUCAAAGCCUGGCGCUCACCACGCACCGUGCGGAUACUCCAGGCCCCGCGCCCACGCCCCCGCCCUUUCUUCUCCUGGUUUGCCAGCCAGAGGCGCUGAGGGGCACACAGGCCCACCGAGGACACCAGCAAGGCCUGUGGUUCCGUCCCGAGUGGGGGCAGAGAAGCUCAGCUCGUAGCUGUUAACGCCUUAGAAAGGGGACGGCCGGACCCCAACACGCUCUCGCAAGCGAACCCACCCACGUAGCCGUGACACUUAGCACUAGGGUGGCCGGUGUGGGCCAUGCCAAAGACCUGGUAUCGGCCCGCUGGCCUGCCCGGGCUGCACAGACACUGGAGGCCCCGCUCCUCACCCGCCCCUCCUCUGCGCGGGAGAUUAUUGGUUGCCACAGCGGUGCUGAGCUGGCCCUGCCCAGGGCAUUUGGGACAGUCAGCCCGACACGACACGCACUCAGCCAGUCCUGCAGGGCCCCGGCCGGCAGGGGACUCCCGUCUCUGGCGCCUUGGUGUGUGCACCUGUGGUGCCCGGGUUGGCCUGCCGUGGGCCUGAGUGUGCUGCAUGUCCACCUGCCACCUGUUUGGGGCCCUGAAUAAACAGUUGGCCACAGCA
This is a messenger RNA of Microcebus murinus (gray mouse lemur), 2385 nucleotides long. It is a transcript of the gene FBXW5, whose product is annotated as F-box and WD repeat domain containing 5. NCBI's taxonomy places the organism in Eukaryota, Metazoa, Chordata, Mammalia, Primates, Cheirogaleidae. Gene Ontology annotation, molecular function: protein binding. Gene Ontology annotation, biological process: protein ubiquitination. The record is from RefSeq and is a predicted model, not a curated record. Gene Ontology annotation, cellular component: Cul4-RING E3 ubiquitin ligase complex; SCF ubiquitin ligase complex.